Messenger RNA from Protopolystoma xenopodis, 273 nucleotides. Lineage: Eukaryota; Metazoa; Platyhelminthes; Monogenea; Polystomatidea; Polystomatidae. The record is from the annotation of a GenBank genome assembly.
AUGGAGGUUCAGCACAGAUUCCUCGUGGUCACCGCACGUUGUGCAGAGGCAUUCCUCCUUCAGUUUCCGGUGAGACCCAUUCACAAAUUCUAUCCAAUUAAAUCUUACCUUAAAAUGAAAUGUCAUGUAACACUGUAUCUCAAACUGUCCCUUUGCGAGGUUGUCCUGGGUUCGGAUGCGGCACAGUCCAGCUCUGGCCUCCGGUCCAAACGAGAACGUGUGGGCAAACUUGCUCGAGGCGACCAAAAGUCAACUGGUUUCGUUUCGACGUAG